Bipolaris oryzae ATCC 44560 is the source of this 978-nucleotide messenger RNA. RefSeq lists its product as uncharacterized. The transcript has a single exon. NCBI's taxonomy places the organism in Eukaryota, Fungi, Ascomycota, Dothideomycetes, Pleosporales, Pleosporaceae. The record is from RefSeq and is a predicted model, not a curated record. Bases 1 to 978 code for a protein of 325 amino acids.
AUGGCGAGCUUCCCCACUUUUCUCAAGUCCCAGCUCUUCUACAAGCCCAGACUACCGGAACCAGAAACAUUCGCUGGCAAGACGGUCAUCGUUACAGGCGCAAACACGGGUCUUGGUCUAGAAGCAACACGGCACUUUGUCCGCUGCGGCGCCGCAACCGUCAUCAUCGCCUGCCGCACGCUCUCCAAAGGCGAAGCUGCCAAGCGCUCCAUUGAAGAAAGCGAGAAGCGUAACGGCGUACUCCAAGUCUGGGAGCUCGACCUCUCUUCCUACGCCAGCGUCAAAGCCUUCGCAAAGCGCUGCGAGACACUCCCGCGGCUAGAUGUCUGCGUCGAGAACGCCGGCAUAGCAACUGGCAAGUUCUCGCGCGCAGAAGGCCACGAAGCCCACAUCACCGUCAACGUGAUUUCCACAUUCCUGCUCGCACUGCUGCUCCUACCCAUCAUGCGCAGGUCAGCCCUCUCAACGGGGACAACACCGUAUCUCACUAUUGUCACAUCAGAGGUCCACCACUGGACCCAGCUGCCGCAAAAAAAGGAGCCAAGCAUCUUCGGCGCGCUGGAUGAUGAGUCAAAAGCAGACAUGGCAGACCGCUACAACGUCUCCAAGUUACUGGAAAUCCUCGCGCUGAGGUACAUGACUAGGGUGCUGAUUAAGGAUCGUGCAAAGUAUCCCGUGGUCAUCAAUUGCGUUACACCGGGUCUGUGCAAGUCAGAUCUCGUUAAAGAUAUGGGCAUGGCGCCUGUCGUGUUCAAGACGCUGUUGGGUCGUACGGUCGAGGUUGGCAGUCGCACGUUGGUUAAUGCAGCGGCGUUACCGAAUAGCGCCGGUGAGUACAUUAUUGACGAUCACGUGUCUGAGCCGUCGUCGCUGGUGGUCAGUGAGGAAGGCGCGGAAUUAUCGAAGAGGGUCUGGUUCGAGCUGGCGGAUAUCUUGGAAAAGGCUUGUCCUGGUGUGACCCAGAACAUUGCUGCGUAG